Carassius auratus (goldfish) is the source of this 9151-nucleotide messenger RNA. Its product is annotated as protein SOGA1-like. The transcript is spliced from 14 exons. The record is from RefSeq and is a predicted model, not a curated record. The coding region runs from base 499 to 5826 and encodes 1775 amino acids. Gene Ontology annotation, biological process: regulation of autophagy. NCBI's taxonomy places the organism in Eukaryota, Metazoa, Chordata, Actinopteri, Cypriniformes, Cyprinidae.
AGAAAAUGGAAUGUUCACACUAUUGGAAUAUGCAGAUGCUGGCAGACUGUUUUAGAACGGUAUCGAACAUUCGAAUAGAACAGGUUCUGAAUAAGAACCGACUGACUGUCAAUUUCAAACCCUGCUUUAGGAUGAAGGCUUGAUGUGCCGUGUCUGGGUGGCAGUAGUGCUCUGCGCGCGAGGCUCUCACAGACUCAUUCGUCACGGUCAGAGCCGCUUUCUGGGCGGAGAAAAAAAAGAAAUCCAAGUAACCCUCCAGUCGACACUCAGCAGAGCAGCAGCCGCAGUUCAAAACGGAGGACUCUCACGUGGAAUAUCCUGCAGACGUGUUAAAUAAAAGAAAUUAGAAGCAUCUCAUCCAAAGCAAUCACAUUAUCUUUUGGAUUCCCAAAGGGUUUGAUGUCGGCUGAUCUGGUGUGAAUCGUUUACCAGUUUAACUUCUGUGUUUGGGGAGAGGAGGUACAUUUCAGCUACAUUCGGGUCUUGUAAACGGAAUGAAUGACCAAGACAAAGGUUGACACCGGUUCCCCGACGCAUUUUGUCUCGUCGAAGGAGAAGAGGCAAAAGCAGAAAAUGGAGAGCAGCACUGGAGAACAAGAGCAGCCGCAGCCGUCACAACAGCAGCCCGCGCAGCCGCUACAAGUUACCGAGAAAAAGAAAAUACACCGGGCACCGUCUCCAGCAAGACCCAAGGAUGUGCCGGGGUGGUCCCUCACUAAAAUCCGCGGCGGUAUCGGCACGCCGACACUGAGUGUUAAACCAGGGGCCAUAUAUUUAGGUGGCCGCGUGUCCAGACGGAGCCCGGUUACCGGGAAGGAGACAAAAACAGAGAAGAGUAAACCCGUGCUGUCCGCGCCCGGUGCCCAGAAGAGCUGCGUGAAGUCUAAUAAAAGCGGCCGGAGAAAAGUUUCGGACACCAGCAUCGGAUCGGAUGAUUUGAGCAAGGACUCCGGCUGCGCUGCGGGGAAACUCUCCCCCACCGACAGCAGCUCCGAGCUUUCCGACUGCGCCUCCGAGGAGAAUAAAGUCUCCACAGAUGCGCUGAGCAGCGACACCGAGACCAGCAGCCGCGGGGGGAUCGACGGAGAGAAAGCGCCUGCGGAACACGCACUGUUGGACAAGAGUGGUCAAACCAAGACCAGCGUGGAGAAAGACCGGCUCUCGCUGGGGAUGGAGACCGCAGAGGGGAGCGUCUCUCCCGGCGAUGAGCGCUCGCUCGCCUCGUUCGACAGCAGGAUUCCCGCCAGCACGUCCUUGGCGUUCUCGGACCUGACUGAGGAAUUAAUGGAUGGGAUGCAGGAGGAAUUUGUCAGGGAAAUAGAGGAACUCAGGUCGGAGAAUGAUUAUUUAAAGGAUGAGAUGGAGGAGCUUCGCUCGGAGAUGCUGGAGAUGAGGGACAUGUACAUGGAGGAGGAUGUCUAUCAGCUCCAGGAGCUCAGACAGCAGCUGGAUCAGGCCAACAAGACCUGCCGCAUCCUGCAGUACCGCCUCAAGAAGGCAGAGAGACGCAGCAUCCGCGUGGCCCAGACCGGACAAGUGGACGGGGAGCUUAUCCGAACACUGGAGCAAGACGUCAAGGUGGCCAAAGACGUGUCCAUCCGUCUGCACAAUGAGCUGGACGCUGUGGAGAAGAAGAGAUCUCGUCUGGAGCAGGAGAACGAGGAGCUGAGGGUGAAACUGCAGGAUCUGGAGGUGGCCAAGCAGGUCCUGCAAGCAGAGAUGGAGAAGGCCAGAGAGAACUCUUUGAAGAAGAGAAGUGCCAGACCAAACAACAAACCUGAUAAAAAAGCAUCGCCUCAGCCUCAAGAGGACAGUUCAGACCUAAAGUGCCAGCUUCACUUCGCCAAGGAGGAGUCAGCUCUAAUGUGCAAGAAGCUCACAAAGAUGGUGAAAGACAACGAGGCCAUGAGGGAGGAACUGGCAAAGUAUUGCUCUCUGUAUGGAGAGGUUGAUGCUUCACUUACUGUAGAAGAGGUUGCCGAUUCUCCUCACACCCGGGAGGCUGAGGUCAAAGUUCACCUGAAACUCGUUGAAGAGGAGGCAAACCUUCUAAGCCGACGGAUCGUAGAGUUGGAGGUGGAGAAUCGCGGCCUUCGCGCCGAAAUGGACGACAUGAAGAUCCAAGAUUCCCCGGGUGGAGUUAGCAUCAUGGGUGGAGUCGGAAGUCACCUUUUGCUUUCCACAUCUGAGAAUGUGAUGGAGCUACAGCGGCACCUACAGUUUGUGGAAGAAGAGGCAGAUCUGCUGCGGCGCUCCCUGAUAGAAAUGGAAGAGCAGAACAAGCUCUUGAUGAACGAGCUCACCCACUUCAAGUCUGAGCUUCCCACUGUCACCGAGAUAGAGCUGUCAUCAUCCACAGCCAUCACUUCACCCACGAUCAUUCCUGGUGCUUCUGAAGAAGAAGGAUCUGGUCUAAAUGAAGCCAGCCAUAAAGAACUACUUGCUGCCAGGCUUCAGAUCACAGAGCUGAACGGCAAAGUAAAAAAGCUCCAGUACGAGAACCGUGUGCUACUGUCCAACCUUCAACGAUGCGACUUGGCCUCCAACCAGGGCUCCGCACGUCCAGCGCUGGAGACCGAUGCUGAAGCAGGGGACUCGGCUGAGUGCGUCCCCAUGCAGGCGCACCGCGAAGGUCCAGUUGGUGAUGAGCAGAAUGAUAUUCUGGUGGAGAAGAAUCUGAACGUUUCAGGAACAAGUCACAUUCAUACUGCUCAGUGCCUCAGCAUAAAAGACCUUCUCGCCAUCCGUGACCAGGCACAACUUGUUACCUCAGCCAUUCAGCUUCUGACGUCACCCGACCCCUCCUGUAUCUCACCAGACACCGUCUAUCAUAAGAUUACGACAAAUGAGUCUGCGGAACCAGUUCUACUGGAGAAGAGCCAGACCCAAAGCUCCAUGCUGCCCCUGGUGGAGGUUCUUCAUGGCAGACUGAAGUCCCUCCAGGCUCAGCUACAAGCACUCAGUGAGAGGGUCGAUGUCCUGGGUCAGCCCUCAGAGAGGGAGCAUGUGGAAGGGCUGUCCCUGAUGCCCCCGCUGUCUGAGGCAGAAAACCCUGCAGCAAAUUGCUCAUGCCCUGCAGAUGCUUAUUUCAACCAACAGAAGCCUGACUCUAGAGACCUGCCAGACUGUGAGGUCAAAGUUCACCCAUGCAAGGCAGAGGAGGAGAGCAACAGCCACAAAGACAGCAACAAAGUUGAUGAAUAUGUCUUAAAGGAAACAAACUCAGAUCUGCUGACAGAGCAGGUCGGUGAGCUGCACGCUCUGUUGUCUGAGGCGAGAGAGAAGGCUCAGGGAGCACAGGAAGAGCUGUCACAGGAGAGAGAGGAGCGCCACAAUGACACACAUAAACUCUCUCAGCUUCAGGAAGCGAAUCAGAAGGCUCUCCUCCGUCGAGACUUUCAGCUGCAGAGUCUGAGUCUACAGACACGUCUGCAGCAGAAGCUAUGGAGUCAGGAGAGAAACCUGCUGGUGCAGGAGUCACAGCAGCUUAAAGAGAGCCUCCUCCUCAUCAGCCUCAAGCUGCGCUGGCUCCUCAAACAGUGGAGACUCGGCAAGAAACUAGACACCGAGAGCAAGGAUAUCUUAGAGGUUAACAGUGUCAAAGAUCUCUGUAUCCUGCUUGAGGAAGAUGGCCUGUCUUCCCACUAUGGCGACAACAAGAUGUCAGCCGCCGAGGAGCAGCCACUCAAUGCUACACCUAAAGAACACAGCCUACAGCAGCCUAGCGCUUUCGGAAGUACUGUCUCGGACCUGAAGGUGGCGCUGCAGGACCUGAGCGCUGAGCUGCGCGAGGAGCGUCAGAGUUCACAGGAGUUAACGCAGCAGUUUGCCCGUGCUAAAGCAUCAUGGGAAGUCGAACGGUUGGAACUCAAGAGCAUUAUCACUCAGCUGGAGGGUAAAAUGGGAAAGGCAUCUGUGGCUGGGGGUGAAAAGGAUUCUCCAGACCUCAAGGGGGCGCUAAAAAAGGAGAGGGAGGAGCAUCAACACCUGUUGGCGGACUCUUACGCUGCUGUGAUGGACCUCACCAAACAGUUGCAGAUCAGUGAGAAGAACUGGAGUCGAGAGAGGCUAGAGCUUCUGGAGCACUUCAACCAGGAAAGAAGUCAAUGGGAACAGCGUUUACGAGAUGUCCAAAACAAAGGCACUCAGUCUCUUCAUGAUAAAACUUCUGAAAAAGAAAUCUCAGCAGAUGCAGCCACCAGUGGUUCAGGACUGCAAAGGACCAAAUCAGUUUCUUCCCUCUCUGAAUUUAAGAGUCUGCUGGACACCAGUCUGUUCCUUCCUGGUCACAAGGUCAGUGGGGUACCAGAGUGCAAUGUUGCACAGCAUCAAUCUACUGUCCCUGCAUCCAUUCUGGCUUGCACUGACUUAAGUGAUCUAAAUAAGAAGAAUUGGAAGUACCUGACCAAUGAUUCUGCAAUGCUGGAGAAGGGUGACCAGUUUAAGACAUGGGACUGCCCAAGCACCAACUCUAACAGCAGCUUCCCAGGACUGGAGUUGAGCAAGGAGUACAUCCAGAGAAGCUACACCGCACCAGAUAAGACGGGUAUUCGCAUCUAUUACAGCCCUCCGACUGUGAGGAGAAUGGAAAGGAGGCCAGUCAAAGAAAAGUCCCAGCAGGAUCCUCAGCAAGGACCAUCAUCUUGGGACGGACCCAUGAUAGAUCCAUCAGGUCAGACUGCUGCAUCUGCACCUUUGUCGAGCACUUCCUCUUCCUCUUAUGAGCAGUGGUUGAGUUCACUUUCACAGCAGCAUAGAGACCUACUUGAAGGACGGACAGGAGGUUCUACACCAUUCCACGGACUGGAAAUGUCAGGCAACCUUAGUGAUGACAUGAAGGAGAUGACCAACUGUGUGCGACAGGCCAUUCGUUCUAGUUCCCUGGAGAGGAAGUGCAGCAAAGAUACUGGGAGCCAGACAGUUGGUGUUUCAAAUACAGGAACACAGACAGCACAGUUUGUCAGCAUUGGCCUACAAACUGAUGGCCCCAUUUCAACAACUAGAAGCCUUCAAGGGAAAGCAUGGUCUCCUCGUCCAUCCACCUCACUUUCUUCUGCACGCACCCGACAGAUCUCUUCAUCUCUAGAGAAAGUCCACAGUCGCAUUGAUAGACCAUGUUGCUCACCGAAAUAUGGCUCACCUAAGCUUACCCGCAGGGUCUCCACCUCUUCCUCCAAACUCGAGACCUCGUCAACAUCCUCAAGGGAUCGCAGUGUAUGGAAUCUUCAUAACCGUAGUGGAUCUCAGAACGGAUCUGCUUGGGCACGUUCCACCACCACCCGAGAAAGCCCAGUGCUUAGUGGCCUCAAUGAUGGUUUGACCAGUCUCUUCAGUGUGGUGGAACACCCUGGAAGUGUUGAAUCUUUAUGGAAAGCAAGUACAUGCCCGGGGAGACAAGCUGCUGGGAAACCCUCUUGUCCCAGCAUAGGAAUUGGUCUGGGGGAAGCGGGAGCUCAGAAGUACAGCUUGGUCCAGGAGUUUCUGCGCAAUGUUUGUGGCAGGACUGCACCAGCAGGGACCAUUGACGAACCAAAGCCUGAAUGCCUACCUGGAGCCUUAAUCAGCACAGACAACAUCACAAAGAUCGUCAAUAAGAGGUUUAUGAAAACACAAAGAGAGGAGUUUGUAGCCAGCGGAAAGGAUGCAGUGAGCUCAAGCUCUAGUAACCUGGAGGAUUCACCUUGUGACUGCAGCUCACAAACUGUCACUUCCUGUUUUGCCCGCCACUCCCGCUCCACCACACGACAUACCCAUGGCCAGUGCAAACAUCCAGUGCAAGAGUCACCCUUGGGAACUGAAGAACAAUUCGAUACCAGUAAUGAAUGAGAAUGAAGGUGGCCUCUUCUGACACCCAGAAAGUAUACAAAGAAAACAACUGUCAACACGUACUCCACACAGACUGCCACACACCAGUACACACAGAGACGCACCCUUAAACAAACAAAUACAUGCUUCAUAACUUCGGUAAAAGUCUUCAGGGUUACGAGGGGAAAGGGAAAGAGUUGACCUCCCUUUUAGGUCCACUGUCAACCAGCUAGAUUUCACAUUACAAGUCAAUCAUUCCAGAGUAAACCAGCCAGAACUGCCUUUAAAGUACAUCAUUCUACCAUUCCACAGUCAUCCAGUCAGAACUCUUCUUAUAUUCUGCCAUUCCUCUGUUUUCUUCAUCCAGCCAACAGGACAGCUUAGCCAGCCAUUUCAAUCCCCAGGGAAGAACUUGACACCAUGUCUUAAUGAAGUCAUGUAGAUAUAAAGGGAACAUACAGCAUGCAAUUGACUACUCAAACCAAGAACCUCAACAUGUCCUUCAGUAAGAUUAUUUAUCUCUCAGUUGCCCAGUGGCCCUUACAUUUUGCCACAAACAGCAAUGCAUGGAGCAGCUGUAAAAUUGUCCCAUAACCAGCCCUUUAUGGAUUCUACAAGUUCUUGUUCAACUCACCGUUUUUGAGUCUACACUGAACCACUUUUGCCUUCAUUGGUAAAAAAAAAAUGUUGUCAACCAAAUCCAACAUGGUAUCAAUUUGGUUUAUGUUCUCUUUAGACAAUCAUCAAACAAACAAGCUUGUUUUAACUACUGUAUAGACUCUGCAAAUACUUGGGAUCAUCUUCAAUUUUCAAACCAGCUAAAAUAUUGAACUCUGAAUCUACCCUUGGAUUUCUCUUUACAAAACAAAAAGAAAAAAAGGACUGGAUGACAUGAUAUAUCAUUGCAUUAUGAGUGUGUUCUUUUUAAAACUAAAUAUUCUCAUUAUGCUGUCUGAAGAUGUUUAUGAAGAGCACGUUGGUAGCUGUAGAGUAGGAGGAAAGCAGUUGUUUUGUUGGCAUUGUUACUUUGUACUGCGUUUAAAGUGUUUGAACAUUAUAGCACUAACGUAAAUCUUCGUUCCCAGUCAAGGAUGUCCUGACGAAUUUUAAAGUGUAAUUAUAAUUUUUAUUCAACCCUGUAGUUCUACAGAAGACGUGUUGCUGGGUGCAUCUUCUGCAAUCCUCCUCUUUAAUUUCUCUGUCUACCUCUUCAUACGCCAUCAUUAUACUGAAAUAACCCUAGUGGACUUUAGUCGGGGUAGGCACCAAUUUUCAUCUGAUGGGAAUAAAAAAUAAAAUAAAAAACUGUAUGGGAUAGAAGUAUAGUCAGUUUAGUAGGUGUUUGCUACUAUUGUGUGUUGGGAAAAACUUUACACAACAUGAGUUGGGAAAAUUUGUCGUGACUCUAGAAAACCUACUGAACUGAGACCUUGUUCUAAAUAUCAUUCUAAGCGCUUGUGGUUGUCCUAUAUGUCAAAACAUUGGUCAGUUUAUGUUGCAUAGACUGUCAGGUAGUAACUGUGGAGUCUGCAUCAGUGCAGGCUCAGCAAAAGUGCAUAUAAAAGCUGUUUAUCGGCCUAAAGAGGGUGCUUGUUAGCACCCUUUUGAAACCUAAAAUGGCAAAUGGGACAUCCUCUAUAAACUAUUGCCGCACUUGGGAAAGUACGUCAGUCUCACAGCCUCAUUAAUGCCAAAUUGAAUGUCAUCUACCCUGAUAAACCCCCAUAAUCCUAUUUUCCAGACCACAUUUGAAAGCCUCACAAAAUAUUAAUUAUGCAGAUAUCACAUAAAUUAACAGAAUUAUGCUUAAGACUGAAACACUGAAUGCUUCAGUGAGAUUUUGAGAUUAGUAAAAUCUUAUCAGAUGAUCCCAAAAUAUAAUCCAUAAUCUGACCAUUCAUGUACGUAGAUAUGCAGUUACCGUAAUAUGAGUGUGUGCCUCCCUGCAUCAGAGUCAAGUACGUUUGUAAUGUGUUUUUUUCAAUCUCCAGUUGGAGUGGUGCUGCAGAAACUGAAGUUUAGUCCUUUAUGCUGGUGCUUUUCUUAGAUUUAAUGACGGUAAAUUAGAGGAAACAUUUUUGUAUGCAUUUCCCGAGCCAUAAGGAUUUGUUGAUUCAGCUAUUUUAUAAAUCGGGCAUUAGUAAAGUAUCAGAAUAUGACAUCUCAAUUGUUCAGUGCCUGGCCAAAAAAACAAAGUCAGAUAUUAUAAACCCAGCCUAUUAUAUCCCAAUGUGUCCUCUUUAUCUCUCACAACCUUGCCAUGUCCCACAGCUACCUCUUAACUCAAAACUGUAUCUUACAUUAAUUUUUAAAUUUUAACCCAUUCAUGUUUUAUUUUGAAGGUCACUAGAGUGCCUUUAAAAAAAAAAAAAUAUGUGCGAAGUAGGUUUAUGAGGAACCAUCUAUUGAUGGCAACGAUACAACAGAUCAGAAGACUGAGACAAAGUCUGUAUUCAAUCUAUAGUGUAUAUUGUAAUUUAUAGCAGAAGCCAAAAUACAUUUUGAAGACAUUCAUGAGUGAAAUCUGCUAUUGUAAUCAAUCCAACCUUUCUUUAUAAGCCAUUUAAACUUGUUUGAAUGUUUCCUGAGUUGAGUCUGAUGAUGUUGCUUUGCCUACUAGUAAACAUUUUAGACAAAUGGUGUACCGUCCCUUCAAGUGCCCCUUAACCAUUUAGUCUUAGAAUUCAUUCUUCUAAUUUUGGUCACAUGAUCUCUGAAAAAGCAGGGGGAAUGAUCUUAGUUCAGGAGCUUUUCGUUUGAGCGCUUCCAUAGUCAAUUUAUCAAAUGCUGAAGUCCUACAUCAAACCCCACUGUUGGUUUCACAGAAGGCUGUAAAUGACAGCAAUUACAGACAGUUUUAUAGCAAUUCUUAAACCAGUGACAGAAGUUUAAAAGGUCAUGUGGUUGCUGGUUUUAUAUUUAAAGAUGUUGUUUUCAUGGGAGCAGCUCACUGAUUGGCCUUCCCAUUCACGAUGUUGGUCUCCAUCACGUCAACACCCUGUUUUAAUGCCUAGCAAUAUAUACAACACUUUGUCGGUCAUUGUUGUCAAUAUCGUCUGGUAAAUUAUUAUAAAGAAAAUGCGUGUAUAUUUCUUUUUUGUUUCCAUUUGAAAUCUCUUUUGAAUCAGAAAUGUUGAUGACAGAUGGACAUGGAGAAAACUUUCUAAAUGUUUUAACUUGAAGUCAGAUAUACUGUAAAUAAAUACUCAAUUUGUACUCUUUCUAUCCUUGCGUCGGAUAUAUUGAAUGUCUCUGCCAACCUGACCUUUUCUCACCUGAAAUAAAAACAUAAGAAGAUUUUGUGUAAAUAGAAACAUUUUAAAAAUAAAAGUGCUGAAAAAUUCUU